CACGAAACAUUGGCGAUAGAAACAUGCAUCCCCCAGAAUGCCCCAAGGUUUAAAUGACCUAGUUUCUGCAGCUUUGAUCAAAGCAGCACUUGGCUCACUCUUUUGAAAAAACUGAACAUUAAUUUCAUAAACAGAUAACCGUGCUUCUGUAUCAUGACGGAUGAUGUAGCCUACCCACCAUUUAAACUGGGCAAGGCCCGGUACGAUCAGACCACGUUUUCCGGGAGGCUGCGACACUACAUGGAUAUCAUUGACCCACGGAUGCUCUUCGUAACAGAGAGCCGUUUGAAGGAAUCUAGAAAGCUGCUGGAUGAUUUUAAACAUGGAAGUCUGCCCCCAGGAGUCUCUGAUAAACAGCUCUGGGAAGCCCAGAAGAUCAAGCAGGCUAUCAUCCACCCGGAUACUCAGGAGAAGAUAUUCAUGCCGUUUCGAAUGUCAGGUUAUGUGCCUUUUGGGACACCAAUAGUUGUUGGCCUCCUUCUGCCCAGCCAGACGCUGGCCUCCACUGUGUUCUGGCAGUGGUUGAACCAGAGUCACAACGCGUGUGUCAACUACGCAAACAAGAAUGCCACCAAGCCCACCCCAGUGAGUAAGUUUUUCCAGGGAUAUCUGGGCGCCGUUACCAGUGCCGUCUCAAUAGCAGUGGGACUGAAUUUGCUGAUCCAGAAAGCCAAGUUCAGCCCUGCGACUCUGGGUUUGAUCCAGAGGUUUGUGCCCUUCCCUGCUGUUGCCAGUGCCAAUAUCUGUAACGUGGUCCUCAUGAGGCACAACGAGCUGAUGGAGGGGAUCAGCGUGCUGGACUCCAGUGGAAACGUCGUGGGCUCCUCCAGAGUGGCUGCUAAACAUGCACUGAUGGAGACAGCUGUGACUCGAGUGGUCCUCCCCAUGCCUAUCCUGGUGUUGCCUCCCAUCAUCAUGUCCUUUUUGGAGAAGCUGCCUCUGCUCCAGUCCCGGAGGAGGCUGGUCCUCCCAGUGCACAGCCUUGUGUGCCUCGCCACCUUCGGACUCGCUCUGCCUCUCGCCAUCAGCCUCUUCCCUCAGAUGUCAGAGAUUGAGGUGUCCGAACUGGAGCCUGAGAUCGCCGCGUUAACCAACGACAAGACGGUCAUUUACAACAAGGGUCUGUAGGCAGUGGGGGGUGGUGGGUGGAGUCAAGGCACUGCCAAUCAACAUCAGGCAACCAGCUGCCCGCCACCAAACAAGAGGGUCCAAACUAGGAUGCUGAAGUGAUCCUGAACAGUAUUAGAUUUUGAUUGUUUUGUUUCAUCAGUGUCAGGCAAUAGGCUUAACAACUUACAUGGUACUGAGCAUUUUCUGAAUGUACAGUCUAAUAUAGUUUGUGUUCUAGGCCAAAAGUUCACUAACUUACAGGAACACUCCCAUAUGAACUAUACUAUUAUAGCAUACAGAGCUACUGUGAUGAUGGUAAUAGUAAUGGUCAUAUAUUCUUAAUAGAUUCAGGUACACACUCACACACACAGCUAAGAUGGAUUGAUUUAAAACUAGCGGCAAGCUCAAAAAACCUUCAGUGUGAAUAAAUAGUGGAUGGGUUAGUGGGCUUAAAAGGAUGAGGGUCUAUAAAAUGAGCCAAAAAUGAAAAAUUUAUUGUGAAAGUAGUAUUUUCCUGUUUUAGCAGGGAUGGAGAUAAAACUCCUCUUGCAUAACAGUUUCACCCAAUCCAGGUUUUAAUAUGUGCUUAGCUUAGCCCAGUGUAUAACAAGCUCAGGAUCAAACUGCUGUGCAAUAGGAGGCUUCUUUCCAUCUCUGUUUUAAAAUUUAUCACAUCUCAAAAUUGCCUAAAAAUGUGCAAGUGCACCUACAUAGGAGUCGAUACACAUGGAAAUAAUAUGAAAGUGUCAAUCAGCAAGUGUCUUUCUGCAAGUACACCCUGUGGUAGUUCCGUUAAUGGUGAAACAGCUUCCAUAGUACAUAUUUCAUUUUUGACUUCUCUAGCUUUGUAGGCCCUUCUCCUUUGUUAUAAGUAUGUUGGAAUGCACAUAAUGAGAAACGAGUUACACAGACACGCCUUUUCUCUUUGGAGAUACACAGUUGCAGACAUAUAGUCACACAGCAGCCUAGCAAAUAUCUCACAGGCCAGUACAAUUCGAGCCAAAGGGAACUACCAAGAAAACAAAACUGACCACGUAUGUCACUAUUGUAUAGUUCUACACCAAGAAGAGUUUUUUAUUUCAGAUAGAGAGUGACGCAAGCCCUACCUCUCCUGCACUGAUGCCUCUGCUGCUCCACUCUAGUACCUCGUUUUCAUGCACCACUCAACCCAAUUCAAAACCCUGCCUGUCCUGCACUGAUGCCUCGUUUUCAUGCACCACUCAUCCCAAUUCAAAACCCUGCUGCCAAUGGCUGCCAAUCCCACCUGCCCCUGAUUUUUUUUGUAUCCUUUCCCAAAAAGGGCCAAAACAGUAUGGGUGGAAUUACAUCACAACCCUGACCAGUCAAGUGAUGAGUGUCUGUAAAUGUUUAAUCUACAUUCAGGGUGAUCAGGUUCCUCUGUGUUUUAAUAUUCUUGUAUCGUUUUUUUAAGUUUUGUGAGAAGCGAAGCAAUGGCGUCCAUCCUUUCGGUUUUGUAUACAAUGCGACCUUAACCACAAGGCAUGCUGGGUAAGAACCGCCAACAUCUGCCGAAAACUCGUAUUACAUAGAUAAUAUCAAUGGGGGUUCAGGAGGAAUGCGGGAAAACCCGGAUCAACUCUGAUUGGCGGUCAGUACUGCUCAUGGAAACGAGGUAUAGCAGCCCCUUAGUUUAAUCCCGGAUUCUAUGCAUUGAGAAAAUUGAGAACGAUUGCCAUUGAAGAUGUGCGGUGAAGGAUUGAAGACUUGCCAGACACUGUUACAUGUCUUAAUAACCAGCACUAGAAAGCACAGCUAACCUGUAAAUCCGUCUUAAUGUGCCAGAAUGUGUUUUUUUUUGUUUGUUUGUUUUAAAAGAAAGUUGCAACAAGGUUGCGUAACAUAGUAACCUACUGAGCUGAAAAGUGGCUGCCAGGAAUGGUUUAAACUGUGAAAAAUACCUGUGAUAAAAUCACAGCUGUGAAAUGCAGUAAUCCUGUCCAUUGAUGUUUUCAUUAUAAUUUUUAUUUUUAUUUUUUUUUAUUUUAAGAAUACACAUGCAUGAAAUUGAGCAGAAAUAUUACUUUUGGUAGACCAAUUGUUUUCAGAUAUGGAGUUAUAAUGGAUUAACUAAUUUGUUGUUUACAGUUAUUUCUGCAUAAUUUCUUCUGAUGCCUUUCAAACUUAGGUAACACUUUACAUUGUGUCUUUAAUUACUGUGUAUUAACAUAGUAGUUACUUAGUAAAUACAUGUAUACUUACACAUAAUGACUAUGUUAUUAUGCAUAGUUACAAUUUACUUAAUUUGUAAAUAAAAAAAAAAACAUGAUAUAAUCCUAACCCUUUUCUGAUACAAAUGUGAAUUUACAUAUAUCAUGCAAAAAUAUUUACACAUUAAGUACAUUGUAACUGUGCAUAAUAACAUUGUAAUUCUAUGUAAGUAUACAUGUAUUUACUAAGUAACUACAGUCAAACCUGCUCAUGCAACCAACUUUAUUUAGCAGCCACCUGGUCUAAGUGACCACUUUAAAUUCCUCCCAAUGACAUUUGUGCAUUUAUAUAACUGUAUUAAGCGACCACAAUUCUCUUACCCAGCAACGGACUCAAACCUGUAUUAAGCACCCUUACACAGGGCUAUUGUUAUAAAAAAAUAUGGUUUUAAAUGGUACGUCCUAAAUUCAAAGGAAUAUGGCAACCACUUUAGCAGUCUUUUAUCCGUAAUCACUUCCUCCAGAUGCUACUUUAACAUUGCAUUUCGUUCUCGCACUUGCCUGGAAACUAGGUAGCUUCCAAUAUGUCCGUUUCGUGUUGUGUUGUUCUUUCCCGCUAAUUUAACAGAAUGUUCUCAAAAUUAGGAUGUAGCGGCUUAAGACUUAAAGGUAAACCGUUAAAAGGAAAAUAAACACUGAAACAUUCAAGCCAUACUUAUAAGAGUAUGAAAACAAUGUGCGCGGUAAUCGAAAAAAAUCUUAUGCUUAUGCUGGCGUUGGUUUCAGGAUGCAAUUAAUCAACACGUACCUGAAAGGCAGACACAGGCAUUGAAAUUUGCAAAGGAUUUAAAACAUUUUAUGUGACCUGAGACAGGCAAGCAUUCAUUACUUUCACAAAAUAAUUUGUUUUGUAAAUCCAUUAUCUGAAUGAAUGUUAUUAAAUUACAUACUUCCUUUUGUUCAUAUUACAUCUUCUGACUUUUACAGUUACAGGAAAGCAUGUCAGAGACAAAUAGAAAAUUCAUAAGUUAUGGGCCCUCUUAAGAGACCACCUGUGUUAAGAGGUCACUAUAGACUGUCCCUUGAGUGGUCUCUUAAUACAUGUUUGACUGUACGAUGUAAAUACACAGUAAUUAGAGGGACAAUGUAAAGUGUUACCCAAACUUGACUUUACUGUUUGGGUUUAGUUUCUAAAAAAAUGGGAAAAAAGCACCCAAUAAAGCUACCAGUUAUAAAUGACUGAAAAGGUAAUGCUGUUAAAGUCUUAAGUUGUUUAUUAUUUUCUUCCAUAAAAAAAUGCCUCAAUGGUGUUUUGGAUUAAAUAACCCUGAGGCUCUGGUCCUGUGUUUUUAGGGUCCUUGUUUACUGUGUGCCCCCUUCUGGUAGAAUUACAGGGAGUCUUCUACAGCAGGGCUGCGUGCUUCGGAAGUUGGGAUUGUUGGCAGUUUCCCAUGAAAGUUUACCAUGUGGUUUGCCAUGUUUUAUUACCUCCUUGGUCCUUCUGUUCAGCAUACGGAACAGUUUUCAUUUGAAAUUGCCCACAGCCAGAGAGCCCUCGGGUACGGACGUUUACAAUACUGAAUGUUCAGCAUUUCGUGGUCCCAAAUGUCUUAUGUUUUGUAUGUUUUUGUGGUCUCAUGUAAAGCAAAUAACGCAUUUCAGACAAGUUUAGUUUUCAACAAACCUGGUCUCAGGACCGAGGAAGCUAAUAAGGUUCCCCAUAUCUCUGUGGUCUUUACAAUGCUUGCCAGUGCUUCACAUUACUUUGAUUGUGCUUUAUUCUGCCCUGCUGUGGUUUUACCAUGGGAAUCUUUUGUAAGGGAUGCCAGUGGAAGUUGUUCAUCGGAGUGCCAAUGAAGUCAAGAAGGAGGGAGAGGCCCCCUGUGUCUCCCAUUCUGCAGUGCACACAGGUUGCUUUGUAUACCCCCUUCAGUCACUGUGUGUAUAACUGCACCAUGCUAAGUUUCCUAUCUUUGUAUCUGUUUUAUAAUGCAUGGAUGUUUUUUUUAAAGUUAUGGCAGGGAAACAUCUCAAACUUCUCAGAGUUCACACACACUGUUUUACAAUUUCUAAAAAUGAAUAAAAAAAUGUGUGACCGAAGGGGAUAUAUAUUAGUGUGCAGUAUACUUGAGUUUGACAGUGUACUUGUGUAAUUUAACCCUGUUUGUGUUCAUAUUGUGAUGAUUUUUUAUAAAAGAAGACAACAAAUAGUGAGAUGCUGGUUGAGUUUAUACAGGCUAAAGCCACUUUCAGUUCACCCCUGCUUAGCAUUUCCCUAAAAUCUCUCAUUUGCAUAAUUACAGUAUAGUUUUAUGUAAUAAUAAAAUGGAAAAAAUGUAAUUGGAA
Messenger RNA from Acipenser ruthenus (sterlet), 5624 nucleotides. Its product is annotated as sideroflexin-5-like. Gene Ontology annotation, biological process: mitochondrial transmembrane transport; citrate transport; monoatomic ion transport. Lineage: Eukaryota; Metazoa; Chordata; Actinopteri; Acipenseriformes; Acipenseridae. Gene Ontology annotation, cellular component: mitochondrial inner membrane. The transcript is spliced from 14 exons. Gene Ontology annotation, molecular function: citrate transmembrane transporter activity; monoatomic ion transmembrane transporter activity. The record is from RefSeq and is a predicted model, not a curated record. The coding region runs from base 154 to 1128 and encodes 324 amino acids.